UCUUCCAUCACAUCCCAAAUAAAGAUAUCAAUUGGAGAUAAAGAUCCUGUUUUCACUGCCCAACAAAAACCAACCUCAAUCGAUCCAUGCUUCUCUGUUUUACAUUCUUCAAUUGUUCUUGCACAAAUUGUUGUCGUCAGCUUAAGAUUCUUGAAGUUAUGAGACGAAAACCUAAGUUAUCUUGAGAAUCUGAGAUGGGUUGCAUCAGAUCCAUGAGACCCACCUUUUAUAUGUUGAAAUCUUGAAAAAAAGCUCAAUUGCUUUUAGGGUUUCUGUGUGAUUUCCGGUGGGUUUUCUUCAUUCAUGGGCAAGGGUUUGUGAAAUCUUUGAAAAUAGGAGUUAGGGUUCUUGAAGAAAUCUUGUAUUCUCUAGAUAGAUGUCCAAAAGUCUUUGUAGUUUUUGAAAUUUAUCUUUAGGGUUCUUCAGAUCCAAUAUCAGAUCACCAGAUCUGUUGAUCGUGAUUAUGGAAUUAAUGUAGCACUUUAAGUAAUUUAAGAGAUCUCUGUUAGAAAAAAAAAGAUGGGUCUGAUAGAAGAGAUGGCUCCUGCUGUUUCUGUUGCAAUUAGCUUAACUAAUCCCAUAUCCAAGAACCCUAAUCAUGGAAGUCAUCUAGAUUUCGGCCGGAUCAUGCUUCUGACCGGAUUUCAGUCGGAUCAUGCUACCGAUUGCAACGAAUCCUCGAGUGAUUUGAACAUUCUUGGAGUGGGGAAAUCUGGGUUUUCGGAAACAAUCCAAGAAAUUGGGAGCAAAAGGGUGGUGAAUGAUGAUAUAAUGAUUCAAAAAAAAGAUGGAGAUGGGAUUAUAUCAGUCGGGGAUCGACUCAGUGAGUUGCUAGCUGUGGAUUCGAGUUCAAUGAGUUUGCCGGUUGCAGUUGCGAUAAAGGGUACAGAAAAGGGUCAAAUAGUUGCGGAAGUGAUAAGUUUGGAGAAAGAAACGAAAGGAAGCGCAAUUGGGCAUACUUUAAAAGCAUCGGUAGUGGUUCUUGCUGAUAAGAAUAAUCAUAAUAGUAAAGGUGUAAGAAGCGUUUUCGAAUUAGAAUGUGUACCACUUUGGGGUUUUCAUUCGGUUUGUGGUAAAAGGCCAGAGAUGGAAGAUGCGGUUGCGGCCGUUCCUCAAUUUAUGAAAAUUCCGGUUAAGAUGUUGGCUGGGGAUCAUAUAAUCAAUGUGAUGAAUCCAAAUUUGAAUGAUUUGAAUGCACAUUUCUUUGGAGUAUAUGAUGGUCAUGGUGGCAGCCAGGUGGCGAAUUACUGUCGUGAUCGUGUCCAUAUUGCGUUAGAGGAGGAAAUCAAAGUUAUGAAGCAAGAAGUGGUUAAAGGAACCAUGAACGAGACUGUACAGGUUCAGUGGGAGAAAGCAUUCACUAAUUGCUUUCAAAAGGUUGAUGAUGAAGUUGGAGGAAAAGCGAGCGGAAUCGUAGAUCCAUCUAACGCCCCUUCUGAACCAGUAGCCCCGGAAACCGUGGGGUCCACUGCUGUGGUUGCGUUGAUCUGUUCAUCACAUAUAAUAGUUGCAAAUUGUGGUGAUUCAAGAGCCGUCCUUUAUCGAGGCAAAGAAGCCAUAGCUUUGUCGAACGAUCAUAAACCAAACCGGGAAGACGAAUAUGCACGGAUUGAGGCUGCGGGUGGCAAAGUUAUACAAUGGAACGGGCAUCGUGUCUUUGGCGUUCUUGCAAUGUCGAGGUCUAUUGGUGACGGGUAUUUGAAACCUUGGAUAAUUCCCGAACCAGAAGUGACAUUUACCGCCCGAGCUAGAGAAGAUGAGUGCCUAAUUUUAGCUAGUGAUGGAUUAUGGGAUGUGAUAUCGAAUGAGGAAGCUUGUGAAGUGGCUAGAAAACGGAUUCUGAUUUGGCACAAAAAAAAUGGCGGAAUCGCGCUCGAACGGGGCGUUGGAGGAGUCGAUCCGGCAGCGCAAGCGGCAGCCGAUUAUCUCUCGAUGCUCGCCCUACAGAAAGGAAGCAAAGACAACAUAUCCGUGAUCGUGGUGGACCUCAAAUCUCAAAGGAAGUUCAAACCAAAAACUUGAAUACUUUGCUAUAUGUUGUUGUUAUGUUCACCCAUCGUUUUAAUAUAUAGUUUUUGUAAAAUUUAAAGAAAAGAAAAAACAAAAGUGCGCCUGCUCGGGCCGCUCCGUUUUCGUAACGUCUGUAUGAGAAUUGAUUUGCUGAUUUGCAUAUGGCUUGUGUAAAUUGGCAUGCAUCACUUGUAUCUUUAUUGUAUAUGGAUUACUUUCGGUGCUUAA
Molecule: messenger RNA, 2238 nt
Organism: Cynara cardunculus var. scolymus (artichoke)
Lineage: Eukaryota; Viridiplantae; Streptophyta; Magnoliopsida; Asterales; Asteraceae
Product: probable protein phosphatase 2C 50
Exons: 5
Coding region: 520-2022 (500 amino acids)
Biological process (GO): protein dephosphorylation
Molecular function (GO): protein serine/threonine phosphatase activity; cation binding
Source: RefSeq, a predicted model, not a curated record